AUGAAUUUUCAAAAUUUUAGCAACAAUUUUAGUUCACUAGUUUCUUUAGUACGAAAUAAUGCAUAUCCUAAAUACCCAGAAUAUACAACAUUUUCUUCAAGAUUGAAAACAUUCAACUUAUUCCCGUUAACUUCAUCUCAAGAUAAAUACUCAUUAGCUGAAAGCGGUUUUAAAUAUUCAGGGAAAAAAUAUAUUGUCGAAUGUUUUUGCUGUGGACUCAUCUUACAUAAUUGGGAAAAAGAUGAUAUUCCAUGGAUUGAACACACAAGAUGGAAUCCAAAGUGUAUAUACGUAUUAUUAUCAAAAGGAAAUCAGUUUGUUGAAAAUAUAAUAAAUAAGUACGGAAAGAUUAACGAUGUAUGUCAAUGUGAUUGUGAAUUUAAGACAAAUGAUACCGUAAUUUAA
Molecule: messenger RNA, 405 nt
Organism: Melanaphis sacchari
Lineage: Eukaryota; Metazoa; Arthropoda; Insecta; Hemiptera; Aphididae
Product: death-associated inhibitor of apoptosis 1-like
Exons: 1
Coding region: 1-405 (134 amino acids)
Biological process (GO): positive regulation of protein ubiquitination; regulation of cell cycle; negative regulation of apoptotic process
Cellular component (GO): nucleus; cytoplasm
Molecular function (GO): cysteine-type endopeptidase inhibitor activity involved in apoptotic process; ubiquitin protein ligase activity
Source: RefSeq, a predicted model, not a curated record